AUGGGGGGGCGAGGGGGAAAGCUGGCGCUGGCGGAAAUUCAUGAGGUCCUGGAGGAAUACAAAGAAGGAGCUGCAAAGUUUAUAGGCAUGCCGGACACAGUGCUGUACUGCUCCCUGCAAGAUCCAGUUGCCCCCUGUCCCUCUGGCUACAACACCAACAAGGCAGUGUCCCUGUGGGGGACUUCAGGACGCAUGGAAGUGACAGCUUCUAAGUUCAUGGACAUGCAACGUGCCAUCAAGCCAGAUUGGUUUCAGUGCAUCUCUGAUGGAGACACCAUUUCUGGGGAAGUCGGAAGGAAACGAGCCAAGAAAUCUGUGGAUAGGUCUCUUUCCUUCCUGGAUGAAUGCCUCCAGCUACUGGAGAAAUCACCGGAGCUACAAGGAAGCGUAAUGAUUGGGGCAAUUGAAGGUGGAGAUGUCUUGGAGGAGAGGCUUCGGUCGGCCAGGGAGACGGCCAAGCGGCCCGUGGGCGGAUUUCUGCUAGAUGGCUUCCAGGGACAUGCCAUGGCCAAGGAGACCAAGUUGAAUCUGAUAGCUUCUGUCACCGCAGAGCUGCCAGAGGACAAACCGAGAAUCAUCCAUGGGAUAGGCAAACCAGAUGAGGUGCUUGAGUGUAUAGAAAGAGGAGUGGACAUUUUUGAGAGCUUCUUCCCCUUCCAGGUAACAGAGCGAGGCUGUGCCUUGUCUUUCAGCUAUGACUGCCACCCCAAUCCUGAAGCAGCAGUUUUAAAUCAAAAUGGGGUCCAGGACCCAGGGGAAAACCAUGCUGAAAAAGACAAGGAUGAACUCUCCGGGACUGACCCCGAAAUAACACCAUUUGAGAUCUCCCUGAAGGACAAAAGGUACCAGGAGGAUUUUGGGCCCUUGCUGGAAGGAUGCACCUGUUACUGCUGCCAGCGACAUACUCGAGCCUACGUCCAUCACCUCCUGGUGACCAAUGAGCUCUUGGCUGGCGUCCUGCUCAUGAUGCACAACUUCCAGCACUACUUCAGCUUUUUCGGUGCCAUUCGAGAUGCCCUAAGAGACAAUAAACUGGAGCAGCUGAAAGAGCUGAUCUGCAGGCAGGCACUCCAAGGUCCAGCAAACGCAAAGCCAGGCCAGUGAGCUCAAAGAAGACCGAGAGAAGAAGAAUCUGCCAAGGGGGGAAGGUUGC
Molecule: messenger RNA, 1153 nt
Organism: Tinamus guttatus (white-throated tinamou)
Lineage: Eukaryota; Metazoa; Chordata; Aves; Tinamiformes; Tinamidae
Source: RefSeq, a predicted model, not a curated record